Ipomoea nil (Japanese morning glory) is the source of this 1161-nucleotide messenger RNA. RefSeq names its product putative F-box protein At3g16210. The record is from RefSeq and is a predicted model, not a curated record. The transcript has a single exon. Bases 1 to 1161 code for a protein of 386 amino acids. Lineage: Eukaryota; Viridiplantae; Streptophyta; Magnoliopsida; Solanales; Convolvulaceae. Gene Ontology annotation, molecular function: protein binding.
AUGGAAGCUUCAGCUUCCUUGUCAAACAUACCUAAUCACAUCAUUCAGCAUAUACUUUUGCAGUUGCCGGUGAAGUUUGUGAUUCGAUGCCAAUGCGUAUGCAAACGGUGGCGUUCGUUGAUACAAGACGACAAUUUCAAGCUCUCGUAUCGUGGACAAGGACGACUGCUCAUCCUCACGCACGAAUCCAGAGGCCGGAACUACAGGAAUUCCAGAUUCUUCGUUAGAUCCACAGGCAAUGAUCUUCGUCUUCAAAGGCAUAAAUGGCCGUUCGGAGAGGGUUAUCCAUUGAUUCGUGAAAGCAACAUAUACGGUGUUAAAUUGUGUUAUUGUAACGGGCUUGUGCUUGUGGUGGCUGAGAGAGAUCUUUUGUGGUGGAACCCAUCAACCAGGUGUUCGACGAAAGUCCUCGAGGGGCCAUAUGCGGAGCCAAGAAGUGUUAUCCUUGCCGGGCUAUGUUUCAACUCCUGCACUAGAGAUUACAAGGCUGUCCUAUUACUUUCCCGCGGUUUUGGCCAGUCAUUAGUCAUUUCUGCUAGCCUUACCCACAAAGAGUGGCGACCAGUGGAGUUCCCUUAUUGCUCGGAUGCUAUUAGAGACGGUGUUAACUUUCGCAAUACAUUUCACUGGUGGGUGAUAAGUGACACCAAAUAUCAUCAGGAUUGGGAUUUCUUGCCAUCGUGUGAUAAGAUUAUAUAUUUUGAUCCAAUCCGUGAUGAAUUCAGAAACUUACCCACCCCCAAACUAAGGCACGGACAAGAAUACUUGAUAGUCGGGUUGGGGGUUAUAAAUGACUAUUUUUGCAUGGCACAUGAAGAAGUCAACCCAAACAAGAUACAAGUAUUGAUUAUGAAAGAAUAUGGAAGACAAGAAUCAUGGAUGACUGCAUUUGCUAUCCAAACGUCUGAAUUUAUAGAUACUUUUGGAGGGUAUGACGACAACUCAAUAACAUUCUAUUCUCUAAAAAAGGAUGCGCAUGAAAUAUUGUUCCUGAGUACAUCGGGUUGGCCUAGGAAAAAAGUAUGUGUUUAUGAUCGAAAAAAGGACGAACUAAAGGAAGUUUUGAUGGACAUCCUAACCUCACAUAAAUACAUUGUUAGUAUGUGCUUUUAUGUUGAGAGUCUUGUUUGCCAUGGCCACACUGGAUUGUUGUCCCAAUGA